Messenger RNA from Drosophila grimshawi, 3336 nucleotides. It is a transcript of the gene Men-b, whose product is annotated as NADP-dependent malic enzyme. The record is from RefSeq and is a predicted model, not a curated record. Gene Ontology annotation, molecular function: malate dehydrogenase (decarboxylating) (NADP+) activity; malate dehydrogenase (decarboxylating) (NAD+) activity; NAD binding. Bases 264 to 2135 code for a protein of 623 amino acids. Gene Ontology annotation, cellular component: mitochondrion. The transcript has 7 exons. Gene Ontology annotation, biological process: pyruvate metabolic process; malate metabolic process. Lineage: Eukaryota; Metazoa; Arthropoda; Insecta; Diptera; Drosophilidae.
GCCGACAGCUUUGCGAGGUGUUUAAUGCCCGCGCCGCGUUGAAUACUCAGUGCUCAGUUUUGUCUGUUAGGCAUCCUUAGGGGUGGUGGGCUCGUCACUGUCGUGUCGUGUGUUCGUACUCUGAAAGCAAUUCAAAGCGGACAAAAAGCAUUACAGAAAGUAUUAAUACCUAGUAAUAAGUGUCAAACAAUAAGCAAGCUGCACAAGCAUAGCACACCAAUAGUUAACACAUCAAAAAGCAAUUCUACGAACAUAAGCUCAAAAUGUUCUCACGACCCAGCUUGUGCGGAAAUCUCGGCAAAUUGUGCCGCAGCGGCACUGCAGCAGUAACAGCGACACCAGCAACAACAUUGCCCUCAUCAUCGGCGCUGGCGCUGUACGAUGCCCGUGGUUAUCAUGAGGUUGUCGGCGACAUCAUCUGCCCCUCGCAGGUGCGCGGCAUUGAUCACAUUCGCGAUCCGCGCUUGAAUAAGGGUUUGGCCUUUACGCUGGAGGAGCGUCAGGUGCUGGGUAUUCAUGGGCUGCAGCCGGCGCGUUUCAAGACGCAGGAGGAACAGCUGCAGUUGUGCAAGAUUGCCGUCAAUCGGUAUACGGAACCAUUGAAUAAGUAUCUGUACCUGAGCGAUCUACACGAUCGCAAUGAGCGUCUCUUCUUUCGUUUCCUGUCCGAGAACAUUGAGGAUCUGAUGCCGAUUGUGUACACGCCCACAGUGGGUUUGGCAUGCCAGCGCUUCGGCCUGAUCUACAGACGUCCGCACGGCCUCUUUGUCACAUUCAAUGAUCGCGGUCACAUCUUCGAUGUGAUGAAAAAUUGGCCGGAGCCAAAUGUUCGUGCCAUUUGUGUAACGGACGGUGAGCGUAUCCUGGGCCUGGGUGAUCUUGGCGCCUGCGGUAUGGGCAUCCCAGUGGGCAAACUGGCGCUGUACACGGCUCUGGCGGGCAUCAAGCCGCAUCAGUGUCUGCCCAUUGUUGUGGAUGUGGGCACCAAUAACAUCGAUCUGCUGGAGGAUCCGCUGUACGUUGGCCUGCGACAGAAGCGCGUCGUGGGACGUGAAUAUGAUGACUUCAUUGAUGAGUUCAUGGAGGCGGUUGUCAAGCGCUAUGGCCAGAACACUCUUAUCCAGUUUGAGGACUUUGGCAACCACAAUGCAUUUAGAUUCUUAGACAAGUACCGCAACACAUACUGCACCUUUAACGAUGAUAUUCAGGGCACAGCUUCUGUGGCCGUGGCCGGUUUGUACGCCUCCAAGCGUAUCACGGGCAAGUCCUUCAAGGAUUACACUUUCCUAUUCGCUGGUGCCGGCGAGGCAGCCAUUGGCAUUGCCGAUCUUGUGGUCAAGGGCAUGGUCGCCGAAGGCGUGCCCAUCGAAGAGGCAUACAGCAGAAUAUAUAUGGUGGACAUCGAUGGUCUGUUAACCAAAUCGCGCAAGGUGGGCAACUUAGAUGGCCACAAGAUCAACUAUGCUAAAGACGUGGAACCCAUGUCCGAUCUCGAGCAAAUUGUGACGGCAAUUAAACCAAGUGUUUUAGUUGGCGCUUCGGCUUGUGCCGGUCUCUUCACGCCAAAGAUUCUGCGCACCAUGGCGGACAACAAUGAGAGGCCUAUCAUAUUUGCUCUCUCAAAUCCAACCAGCAAGGCGGAAUGCACAGCUGAGGAGGCUUACCAAAAUACGGAUGCACGUGUCAUCUUCUCAUCGGGCUCGCCCUUCCCACCGGUUACCAUGGGCGACAAAACUUACUAUCCUGGUCAGGGUAACAAUGCCUACAUCUUUCCUGGCGUGGGUCUGGGCGUCAUUUGCACGGGCACCCACCACAUACCCGAUGAUAUGUUCCUGAUUGCCGCCCAGGAGCUGGCCAACUUUGUGGAGCCCAGUGACAUUGAGCGUGGCUCGUUGUAUCCGCCUCUGGCGAGCAUUCGUGAUGUCUCCAUGAAUAUUGCUAUUGGGGUGACCAAGUGUGCUUAUGACAGCGGUUUGGCAUCGACAUACCCAGAGCCGCAGGACAAGCGCAAGUGGCUGGAGGAUCAAUUGUACAACUUUAACUAUGAGUGCUCGAUGCCGGUGACCUGGACCUGGCCACGCAUGCCCUACAUCAAGACUCGCGCAGAGAGUCCGCUAAUUGCCGCUAUUAAAUAAGAAAAUCGUUCAGUUCUCUUGGUUGAUCGUUUGAUGGCACCUUCUGUAUUGCAUUAUAAUCCAUUCUUCGUACUGCUAUUACUACUACUACUACUACUUCCAAGUGACCACCAUCAGCACCAAAAAAAUAAAAUAAAACUAACCAAAAGUAGGCCUAGAUAAUUUCUGCAAUGGCUCACACAAUCUUCAUAUAUGUUAUAUGAUUAAAUUACUCGCCACGUUGCUCGUUGCAAGUUCAAGAUCAGCCGGCGUUAUGGGCUACGUGCUCCUCAGCUCUCAUUGAUGACUAAAAUGCAAGCGAAUUUCAACAGUGUACUUUAACUUACUCAUUAUAAUUGUUAGCCAUAGAUCCGAGCUGUGUUGUUGAUAACCAAGCGACGUGUGCGAUAGAAAACUUUAUGUAUUUUCGAUAUGUUAAUAGUAUUAUAUAUGUAUUUUGUAUAUAAUGUUUUUAUUUGUAUAAUGUUAUCAAGUUAAUUUGUAUGUGAUCGACAAUGAUAAUGCAACGAUGUAUGCGAUCGUAUAACUAUUCUAAUUUACUUACUAACUGCUUUGCAUAUGCCUUGUUUUUCCUGAAAUUAAGUUUAAUUGGCUUGUUGGCUUUUUUUCCCUCUGGCUAUCUAUCUCUUGCUUUAACUUUCUUUCUAUCUCUUCAUAACUAACCUCUUUAUUUCUCCAACUUUAAAGCAAAAUGAACAUUUCAAGAAUUGAUUGAUAUUGAUCUAUUGCUAUUUUCAUCUCCUUGAUAUACAGAAAACGAAGAUAUCAUGUAAAUUACCCAAACCACACCGACCGCAAAGAACCAUUGGCAAAUAUAGACAGCAGAACGUUGAGAUACUUCUGUCCAUCCCUAAAUGAAAGCAAAAAAAAGAGCAGCCGUUGACUUCUUAUAAUUAACUCUUAAUAUAAAAGUUAACAAUCUAAGUAAAAAGUUUUAAUUUAAUACACCUAUAUAGCGUAUAUAGAAAUAUAUAUGUAUGACUAUAGAAAUGAUUAUUAUUUUUGUUGUUGAUCCAUGUCUGAUAUUUAUUAAAUAGCCAAUAAAUAGCCUUGUUAUAAUUUAUUGUUAUAAAAGUACAUUUUUAAUUUACCCAAUUAAAUACCUACAAAUUACUAUCGUGGAGUAAUCUGGAAUCAAUUUUACAAUUGACCAGCUGAUGUGCGAUGAUCAAUAAAAUACAAAAAAAUUGGUUAUCUCAAA